Messenger RNA from Sarcophilus harrisii (Tasmanian devil), 1339 nucleotides. It is a transcript of the gene PHLDB3, whose product is annotated as pleckstrin homology like domain family B member 3. The transcript has 4 exons. Lineage: Eukaryota; Metazoa; Chordata; Mammalia; Dasyuromorphia; Dasyuridae. The coding region runs from base 175 to 618 and encodes 147 amino acids. The record is from RefSeq and is a predicted model, not a curated record.
ACCGAUUCCAUUCCCCAUCGCCCUCCUCCCACUGGUCCCAUCCCUGCCUUUGCUGUUGCUGCUCAUGGGGGCACAGGUUUGGGGUCUUGGGUCCCCCCUGACCUCCUUCCCGCUCUGACCCCCCAGGAGGGGACGAAGAGGAGCAAGGAGGAAGCCAGACCUGUUCCAGCCAUCAUGGCCCCGCCGCCGCCCCCGCCCCGGCCUCCGGGCCCCCGGGUCCUGGACUUGUACCAGCACCUGGAACGCUGGGGCCACAGCCCCGAAAGCUGCCCUCACGUCCGAGUGACCAGCGGCUGCUGCCGGGGACCUCUGGUGAAGGUGGGGGGCCGCAUCAAGACCUGGAGGAAGCGGUGGUUCUGCUUCGACCGCCACGCUCGCCGCCUGGCCUACUACGCUGACAAAGAGGAGACCAAACUGAAGGGAGUCAUCUACUUCCAAGCCAUAGAAGAGGUGUAUUACGACCACCUGCGGUGCGCCUUCAAGAGCCCCAGCCCCCGCCUGACGUUCUGCGUCAAGACCUACGAGCGCCUCUUCUACAUGGUGGCCCCCAGCCCGGAGGCCAUGCGCAUCUGGAUCGAUGUCAUCGUGACCGCCGCAGAUGAGAACCACGCCCCCUGACCCGCCGGCUCCGCCUCCCCAGGAGCCCCCGCCCACUGCCUCCUAGUAACGCGGCCCAGGCCUGGCUCGGCCCUCAGUUUCCCCUUCUGUAAAACGAGGCUGGACAGGCUCGGUCCUUCCGGCUCGUCCCGGAUGCUAUGAAUCCGCCCCCAGCGUUUACAGCUCGGGCCUUCUAGUCUCCGAGUUCCCCGGGAGGCCCCGCCCUCGCCGAACGUUCUUACCCUCAGUGUUCUAUUGCUUGUAACUUUCCCGGGAGGCCCCGCCCUCUCUCGAGUAUUAGUACCCCCGGUGUCCUAUUGCUUGUAACUUUCCCGGGAAGCCCCGCCCUCUCUCGAGUAUUAGUACCCCCGGUGUUCUAUUGCUUGUAACUUUCCCGGGAGGCCCCGCCCUCUCUCGAGUAUUAGUACCCCCGGUGUUCUAUUGCUUGUAACUUUCCCGGGAGGCCCCGCCCUCUCUCGAGUAUUAGUACCCCCGGUGUUCUAUUGCUUGUAACUUUCCCGGGAGGCCCCGCCCUCUCUCGAGUAUUAGUACCCCCGGUGUUCUAUUGCUUGUAACUUUCCCGGGAGGCCCCGCCCUCUCUCGAGUAUUAGUACCCCCGGUGUUCUAUUGCUUGUAACUUUCCCGGGAGGCCCCGCCCUCUCUCGAGUAUUAGUACCCCCGGUGUUCUAUUGCUUGUAACUUUCCCGGGAGGCCCCGCCCUCUCCGAACGUUCUUACCCUCA